Molecule: messenger RNA, 2186 nt
Organism: Wyeomyia smithii (pitcher-plant mosquito)
Lineage: Eukaryota; Metazoa; Arthropoda; Insecta; Diptera; Culicidae
Exons: 2
Coding region: 1209-2177 (322 amino acids)
Molecular function (GO): protein dimerization activity
Source: RefSeq, a predicted model, not a curated record
UCAAUGCUGUACAGUCAAAUAUAUUUUUUAAAAUUUUACAUUCAGGUCAAAAUGUGGCAUCCCUGCUACCCGGUCUUUCGAUGCUUCCAAUGUCACAUUCAUUCAUGUAGUGGAAGGAAGUGAACGAAAUUUAAUAUUUGUUGCAAUUUUAUUAACUUGUGUUUGUCGAAGAAGCUCUGUGAUAAAAUAUUUCAAAUUUGAUUUGAAGCAGUAAUAAUUUCAGUAAAAAAAAUCGCUUUUUAUGAAUAUAAAAGAUAAACGUUUGAGAAAAUUUUGUUUUUAUUGCCAAACUAACAUGUCGAAAAAGCGUCAAUGUAUGCUCACUGAUGAUCUGAGCCAUGAAUUUCCUUUUCUUAAAAAGUCAAAAGUUACUGGAAAUGUGUGCUGUGAAACCUGUAACAGUGUAUUUUUCAUUGGAUCUGGAGGUAGAACUGACAUCAACAGGCAUUUAUCGACGUAUAAACAUAAACGUGCUCUAGAGGCAGCUGCAACCUCAUCGAAACUUAAUAUUUUUCUCCGGAAAGCAGAUUUUGGUGUAAAAGAACAGGAGCUUGCUCAUGCUGAAGUUGUCUUCACCUAUCAUACAAUCAUGCAUAGCCAAUCGUUUCGAUCUAUGAAUUGUACGUCGAAGCUUGUUCGUUCUCUCUUUGAACCAAAAUUUUCCUGUGGACGCACGAAGACGGAGGCUAUUGCAAAGAAUGUCCUUGCUCCGUAUUCUGUUGAUCAAACUUUGACAAGCAUGGAAUACAUCAAUUUUAUCACAAUCUUUUCUGACGCCUCGAAUCACAAGGAUACAAAACUGUUUCCUUCUGUAAUAAGAUAUUUUAAUUACAAGCGUGGAAUACAAGUUAAGCUGUUGGAUUUUGUUUCACUUCCUGGUGAAACCUCUGAUAUGAUAGCGUCAUCAAUUUUCGAAAUUUUCUGCAAAUUUGAGAUGCAGAAUAAGGUGGCAGCAAUUUGUACAGAUAACGCAAACACAAAUUUCGGUGGCCUCUUAAGAAAAGGUACAAACAAUGUUUAUGCUAAGCUUAAGGAUCGUCUUCAAAAACCUAUAAUAGGUGUAGGAUGCACUGCACAUACCGUUAAUAAUGCCAUUCAGAAUGCGGCAGAUCAACUUCCCGUAGACGUUGAGGGUAUUUUUAUAAAAAUUUAUAGUCAUUUUUAUAUUUUUACCGUAAGAGUUGAAAAACCUGAAAGAGUUUUGUGAGAUGGCAGAAGUACAGUAUAUGAAGAUUUUGGGUUAUAGCAAGACGAGAUGGCUUGCCUUGAUGCCUGCCAUUGAACGAAUAUUAAAAAUGUUUUCACCAUUAAAAUCUUAUUUUUUGUCGAUUGAUGGCUGUCCGAGAGUUCUUCGCGAUUUUUUUGAGGAUGACAGUUCUGAAAUGUGGUUGUUUUUCAUGCAUAGUCAGGCCGCGUUAUUUCACAAUACAGUGAGAAGAAUCGAAAGCGACAAAAGUACAAUUACAGAAGUCGUAAGUGAGAUUGACGAUCUUAUAUUUAAACUUCGUGAGAGGGUUAGUAACCAGUUUCUCCCGCUAAAUGUGCGUAACAAAUUAAAACAUCUCGAGGAAAAUGGUUGGCAAAAGAGUGAGUUAUUCAAAACUAGUGUUCUGAAGUUUUAUCAGAAAUGUAUUGAUUAUCUUGAUGCUCGAGUUGUUCAGUUUGAACACGUUGAUUUUCUCAAAUGGGUGAACUUUAGGGACACUUUGGAUUGGCAAUCCAUUCAAACGAGUUUCGAGUAUAUUAGCAAAUUUACUAAUUCGCAUGGAUCAGCAGAUGCAGACAAGCAAGAAGCAGAGUUAUUCGAAGAGGUAUCCUACGCGAAAAAAUAUGCAAAUGAAGAAAAAAUUAUAAGUUGGAACGAUAGUAAUGUUGAAGUCGAAGAGAGAUGGGUAGAACUUUUCAUGCAUUUGGAAAGUAAUAAUAUUCCUUUCAAUAAUUUGAAAAAAAUAGUAGAAUUCGCGUUGUGUUUGCCAGGCACUAAUGCUGUAACCGAACGAAUUUUUUCAGUCGUGAACAAAAUUUGGACAACUGAGAAAACUCAAUUGAGUGUUGAAACACUGAAAGCAAUGUUACAGCUAAGGUUUAAUUUUGACGAAACAUGUGAAGUUUUUGGUAAAAAUGUUAAUAAUGUAUCACUCCUACGCAAAGUACACAACGCCGAAAAAUAUGUUUGAUUCAUUUAA